AGCACACCAGACCAGAGCACCGCCCCACCUUCUCUACUAGAACAACCUCUCCCAUCCUUUUCAGUUUUCAACUCUCAUUCCCUUCAAUAAAAAAAACCCUAAUUUUCACAAUCACCAAAAGCAAUGGCCGCCGCCGCACCACCACCACCACCAACGGCAGCACCAGAACCUACCGACAUGGUCCCACUAAAGUCCCCAAUCGGCCACCCAGUCUUCUCACGUAUCCGCCUCGCAACACCAUCAGACGUCCCAUUCAUCCACAAACUAAUCCACCAAAUGGCCGUCUUCGAACGCCUCACUCAUCUCUUCGCCGCCACCGAGACAGGUCUCACUUCCACACUCUUCAACUCUCGUCCUUUUCAAUCAUUCACAGUCUUCCUCUUAGAAGUCUCUCGUUCUCCAUUCACCGAAAUCGCUCCGUCAUCUCCCGAUUUCACGCCGUUUCUCAAAACUCAUAGCCUUGAUCUCCCGAUCGAGGAUCCGGAAAGCUACAAUUUCUCGCCGGAUAUGUUAAACGACGUCGUCGUUGCUGGGUUUGUUCUGUUUUUUCCGAAUUACUCGAGUUUUUUGUCGAAACCUGGUUUCUACAUUGAGGAUAUAUUUGUGAGGGAGCCGUAUAGGAGGAAAGGGUUUGGGAGUAUGUUGUUGAGUGCUGUGGCGAAACAAGCUGUGAAGAUGGGUUAUGGUAGAGUUGAAUGGGUUGUUCUUGAUUGGAAUGUGAAUGCUAUUAAGUUUUAUGAGCAGAUGGGUGCUGAGAUUUUGCAGGAGUGGAGAGUUUGUAGGCUUACUGGUGAUGCUCUUGAAGCUUUUGAUAAGGUUAACAACAUCUAGAGAGAUUUGAUGUUGGAGAGUUUAUCGUAUCAGAUUCGAUUCACUUCCUUUUUGCUUUCAAGCUUUAAACUUUGUUCUGUUCUGUUUGUGUUUGUUUUCCUCUUCUUCUUACUGUUUAUGGAAGAGUUGGCAUUGAUCAUGAUUCUCUCUGCUUACUUACUUGAUUACUCAAUGAGAAAAACCCUUUUGUGGAAUGUAUGAAAUGUUUUCAAGUUCUUAGUAGAGUUAUGUAAUUCUGAUUCCUAGA
This is a messenger RNA of Camelina sativa (false flax), 1078 nucleotides long. Its product is annotated as GCN5-related N-acetyltransferase 8. Lineage: Eukaryota; Viridiplantae; Streptophyta; Magnoliopsida; Brassicales; Brassicaceae. The record is from RefSeq and is a predicted model, not a curated record. Gene Ontology annotation, molecular function: N-acetyltransferase activity.